Caenorhabditis elegans is the source of this 111-nucleotide messenger RNA. NCBI's taxonomy places the organism in Eukaryota, Metazoa, Nematoda, Chromadorea, Rhabditida, Rhabditidae. The record is from the annotation of a RefSeq genome assembly.
CUGCCAUCUCUGGGCAGGACGUGGCUUCUGUGCGGAUCCACGAAUCACAAAGGAACAGAAGAAGGAGUAUUGCGCAAAAACUUGUGGAUUGUGUUAAUUGUUGUGUCGAUU